This is a messenger RNA of Fopius arisanus, 1522 nucleotides long. It is a transcript of the gene CSN5, whose product is annotated as COP9 signalosome subunit 5. The record is from RefSeq and is a predicted model, not a curated record. Bases 266 to 1297 code for a protein of 343 amino acids. The transcript has 3 exons. Lineage: Eukaryota; Metazoa; Arthropoda; Insecta; Hymenoptera; Braconidae. Gene Ontology annotation, biological process: protein deneddylation. Gene Ontology annotation, cellular component: cytoplasm; COP9 signalosome. Gene Ontology annotation, molecular function: deNEDDylase activity; protein binding; metallopeptidase activity.
GCGGAGUGUUUACACGAACUGUCGUAAAAAGUCGUUCUCAGUGAUUAUCAGUCACAACUAUAAUUGAAAAGCGAAUCUGAAACUCUAAAAAACCAACGGAAUAUUCAAAAAAUCUUCGAGAUCCACCUGUGCACAAGUUGGGUCUACUGUAGUAGAGAGAUAACCUGGGGGAACGAAAAUAAACGACAGGAAAAUAGAAAACAUUUGAUCAGAGGUUAGGUCGUGAUAUUCCUUUGUUCCUAAAAGAUAUCCCGGAAUCGAUAAAAUGGCCGGUUCGUCAAAGGAAGAGCCAACGAUUGCCCAGAGGAUGUGGGAGAUGACCAACGACGUCGAGACGAUAUCAUCAGUCGACGAGAUAUACAGAUACGAUCACCAGGAGCAGCAGAGUAUUUUAGCAGCAAAACCAUGGGAGAAAGAUCCUCACUUCUUCAAGGAUAUAAAAAUUUCAGCCCUGGCCCUCUUGAAGAUGGUGAUGCACGCUCGUUCAGGUGGAACACUGGAGAUAAUGGGUCUUCUCCUGGGGAAAGUCACGGCCAACACGAUGAUCGUGAUGGAUUCAUUCGCUCUUCCUGUCGAGGGAACUGAAACACGUGUUAAUGCCCAUGAACAGGCGUACGAGUACAUUCCAGCGUACAUUGAGGCAGCAAAACAAGUUGGCAGACUGGAAAAUGCCAUCGGCUGGUACCACAGCCACCCUGGUUAUGGCUGCUGGCUCUCUGGAAUCGAUGUCUCCACGCAGACCAACAAUCAGACGUUCCAGGAUCCCUUCGUUGCAAUCGUCAUUGACCCCGUGAGAACCAUUUCAGCUGGAAAAGUCUGUCUGGGAGCUUUCAGAACUUAUCCAAAGGGAUAUAAACCAGCCAAUGAAGAGCCCUCGGAGUAUCAAACAAUUCCCCUCAAUAAAAUCGAGGACUUCGGAGUUCACUGCAAGCAGUAUUACCCCCUGGAGGUCUCGUACUUCAAGUCCUCCUUGGACAAACGCAUACUGGAGUCCCUCUGGAACAAGUACUGGGUCAACACUCUCAGCUCAUCGAGUCUCCUGACGAAUGCUGAUUACACUACGGGACAGAUCUUCGACCUGGCUGACAAACUCGAGCAGUCAGAGUCAGUUGUGGCUCGCAGCAGUCAUGGUUUUCUCAUUGCUGCUGAGUCUCAGGACACCAAGACAGAGGAUAAACUCACGAAAGCCACCAGAGACAGCUGCAAAACAACUAUCGAGGUCAUCCAAGGCCUCAUGACCCAGAUCAUAAAAAACAAACUGUUUAAUCAGAUUGGCUCCAUUCGAAUGGAGACAUAAUUUUUUUGCAUAUUUUUGUAUUAAAUCUGAAGAUGAGACACUCUCCGGACUCAUAGCAAAUGUCCAACGAAUUGGUUAUUAUCUACGAAAUUUUUUAAUUAUCAAUGGUAUUCAGUAACUUGUAAUGAAUGACCUUGACAGUAAAUAAAUUUCAUGGGCAGUAUCAAAAUGUUAUUAACAGUGUGCAGGGAAAAAUUUUCUGCUGGAUGCAAAUAAAUCGAUAAU